Molecule: messenger RNA, 936 nt
Organism: Salvelinus sp. IW2-2015
Lineage: Eukaryota; Metazoa; Chordata; Actinopteri; Salmoniformes; Salmonidae
Product: sprouty-related, EVH1 domain-containing protein 3-like
Biological process (GO): negative regulation of MAPK cascade; multicellular organism development
Cellular component (GO): membrane
Molecular function (GO): protein kinase binding
Source: RefSeq, a predicted model, not a curated record
CCAGCCUCCUCCCCCCUCUCCCCCACCAUCUCUCUACUAGAGGAGGGAGACCUGCGCAGCCUGGACCCCUGUAAGGACCUAUGGGGUUCCCGGGGGUACGAGGACUACCGGCGUGCCGGGGCGCAGAGGACCAUGGUGGGCGGUCUAACUGGGGGGGUGGUGGUGGGCAGUGGGGGCAGCAUACAGGACAAGUCCACAGAGCUGUGUGUGGUCCGCUUUGAGAAGGAGGUGGCAGGGGUGGGUACGGCGGGCUGCGAGGUAACGGUCACUCUGGACAGUAAAGGUUCCCAGCGCCUCUCCUCCUCCUCCUCGCCCACGUGCAUGGCCUCCAUGCCCAAUGCUGUAUCUGGAGGCUCGUCGGGCGCCGGCUCGCCCCAAGAGACCGGGAAGGGAAGUCCCUCCCCUUGCUGCAUCCACACCUCUCUGGCCACUCCCCGCUCACGGACUCGCAAGCGAGGAGGAGGUGGAGGAGGAGGAGGGGCAGCAGCGGGAGGCGGGGAUGGUACCGACGGUGACCCGGCCAUCUCCCCAGACGAGGACAGUCCGUGUCCGGCGGGGUCGUCGUGUUCGUCGCGCUGCGUCUACUGCCGCUCCGUGUUCAGCCAAUCAGAGAACGGGCGGGGCCGCUGCCGGGACGCCCCCGACCCCGCCCUACACUGCCUGCGCCAGUGGACCUGUGUGUGGUGCGCAGAGAGCCUGCUUUAUCACUGUAUGUCGGACUCAGAGGGCGAGUUCUGGGAGCCGUGUUCCUGCGAGGACUCUUUAGGGGAGGGCCAUCCCCACCCUCUGUGCUGUGCCCGCUGGCUGGCCCUCCUGGUCCUGUCCCUGUUCGUGCCCUGCAUGUGCUGCUACCUGCCCCUGCGGGCUUGCCUGCGCUGUGGAGAGAGGUGCGGCUGUUGUGGGGGGAAGCACAAGGCCGUCCGGUGAGGCCAGGCU